This is a messenger RNA of Bursaphelenchus okinawaensis, 9273 nucleotides long. Lineage: Eukaryota; Metazoa; Nematoda; Chromadorea; Rhabditida; Aphelenchoididae. The record is from the annotation of a GenBank genome assembly.
AUGAAAUUCCCCAAAUUAAAGGCCUUUUACUUAACCUUCGCUUUCGUAUUACUGUUGCUGUGCGCGGCAAAUGCAUCCAAAUACUCUUUAGUCUACAUUCUUUAUGGGUAAGGGCGCAUUCUAUAUGGGUAAGGGUGAACUUGUGUGUGUAGGGGGAGGUAGGGUGACAUUGUGGUGGUUUUAGGACAGGGUAUGGUAGAAAAUGGAUUUUUGAAGGGCGGGGUAGAAAUUUUUUGUGCAAGGCGGGGUAGAUAUAAUGGGCUAGAAUCUUUACUAGGGCAUGGUAAAUUUAGUAGAGGGGGUAGUUUUGAAAAAGUUUUUUAAUUUGUUUUUUCGAAAAAGGUAAUAUAAAAAAUUUUUUAGGGCAGGGUAAUUUUUUGACAGGGGUGGUUUUUAAAUAAAAAUAAAUUUUAUGAACGAAAAAAAUUUUUGGGCGGUGUAAAUUAGAGGUGAAUUUCAAAAAUUUUUUAAAUGGUUAAAAAUUUUAGGGCAGGCUAAAUUUGGGGCGGAUUUUCAAAAUGUUUUGUUAGUAAAAAAUACACAAAAAUUGAAAAUCCACUCCCAGUUUACUCUGCCUUAAAGUUUUUUAAAUAUAAAAAAAAUUUUAAAUUCAAAAGUAAAAAAAAUUUUAAAAGAACGAUUUUUAAAUAAAUAUUACCCAAACCAAUGUUACAGACAUGAUCUCAACAAAUGCGCCUCUAGUCAAGACCCGAUUAACACAUUAACGGCCGAACAAGACAUAAUCUCGCACAAUCUCACCGAUCUAAUCAACUCCUCAUUAUAUCACAUUGAAGACGACAAAACAGUGGAACAAGAGUCGAAGCAGGCGAAAGAAGAGCUGGAACUUGUGGAUAAAGGUAGGGUUUUGGUAACAUACGUCGCCAAUUGGGUUAAAUUGUAUUAAUUUUCUUACUUUAUUUCUUGAGUAAUCAAAAUAACGGAAACUUGUAAUAAAAACAGCAAAAACUUUCUUUCCAAAGCAGAAAACAACAAAAACUCUUUACAAUUCACAAAAUGACAAAAUUUAUAACAGGUAUGCUUUAAAAUGCUCAAAAACUUUUUUUCCACCUAGUGUUCCUUGAACUUUUUAUAAUCAAGCGCACCGUUGCUUAACUUGCCAGAUCGGACGGGUCCGCGCUUUCGCACUGUGCAAACAAGACAAAUGGCGCUGCACGGUGCAGAAAUUAACCUUUUGGCAAUAACUUUGUUUACAAUGAUAGGAAAUGGCAUUUCAUAAAAUUUUUGAGUUUUGGCAGAACUGUUUUUACAAUUUUAUUGAUUUUUGAGAGCAUAGCUGCUUUUGCACGGUGCAGAGAGAGAAAAAUGUAUUUUGGGCAAUAAUUUUGUUUGCAAUAAAACAAUUGAAAGUACAAUUGAAAUGUAAUAAAGAUUAGCUUAAAUAUAGGUAAUAAACCUAGUUUUUUAAAAUACUGUUUAGGAUAACAAAAUAACAAUAAUAAAAACACUGUUUUAGGUAACAAAAUAACAUUAAUAUCAUUUCAGCAGCCGAAAAGCCUUCAGAAAAGCCUCAAACACCUCCAGCACAGCCACCCAUAGCCACAUUCGAAGAAUGGACAAAAGAAAAGCUGUCGAAAGACAAGAAAAAGCGAAUCGACCAAAAAACCGACCAGCUAAACCCAAAAACAAAUGAAUCGACCAAAAAUUCGGUUGAAAAAGAAUCGACCGAGAAGGCUAAAACUUCAGAAUCGGCAGAAUCUACAGAAAUUCAAAAAGGCGCACCAACUGACCCAAAAACAGCACCAGUUGUGGUACCAACUCCAGUGGUACCUAUCGUACAGCCGAAACGAAAUUAUGCCUCUAGGGAAUGUGGCGCUAAAGUUUUGAUGUCGAAUGAAGAGGCCGAACACGUGAAAGCGGUGCUGAACGACAAAGAACGCGACGAAUAUAUGCGAAACCCGUGCGAAAAGGCCAAAAACAAGUUCAUGAUCAUCGAGAUGUGCGAAACUAUUCAGGUAAAAUACGCACUGUCUUCUUACACUUCUUUAUAGGGUGGUUUUAAAAUACGUUUUUUUAAAUGUAUUUAAAAAGCCGUUAAAUUUUAAUUUUCGGGACGGGGUAAUAAAAACCAUUUUGGGCGGGGUAAAUUUUUUAAGGGGCGAGGGGGGGGAAGGAGGGGUGAGUAAAAAAAAUUUUUUUUAAAUGAAGGGUUUGGUUUUUUUUUGGCCGAUUAAAAUUUUUUUUUUUGAUUAAAUUUUUUUUUGGGCAGGGUAAAAUUUUUAGAGGAAUGGGGAGGCCAGUAGAAUUUUUUUUAAAAUUAAGGCUUUAACUUUAAAAUAAUGGUAAAUUUUUUUAAAUUUGUGGGCGGGUUAUUUUUUGCAGAGGGGUGAUGGGGGUGGGGUAGAUAAAAAGAUGAAAAAAAAAGUUUUGGGCGAGGUAUUUUUUGCUAAUUUUUCGUGCAGAGGGUCUGGGACGUUUCUAUUUUACUUCAUUCUCCUUGUUCUUCUACACCUAUCUUUAUCUAUACUCUUACCCCUACCACCACCCCUAAACCUAGCUUUGUUCCUCCUCUUCCCUACCUCUACCAUUAGCUUUAAAUCUUCCUGUACUCCUACUCUUACCCAUAAAUCUACCCCUACCACUACUUCUUUCACUACACUUAUCUCUACUCUUACCUCUACCACUAGCCUUAACUCAACCUUUACCUCUACUCUAACUCCAACUUCUUCAUCUACUACUACCCUUACCACUACUCGUGCUUUUACCUUUAUUCAUCCUUCUCCUAUAAAAAAUCUGUACGAACCUCUCUGGAGGGGUGGUUUGUAAUUUUUAUUUUCAAUUUCAUCAAUUUUUAAAAAUUUUAUACUUUUUGCCAUUUCAGCCAACUCUGUUAGAAAUCGCGAAUUUCGAACUGUUUUCAUCAGGCCCUCGAGAGAUCCAGCUAUCGAUCGCGGAACGAUACCCAACCAUCGAUUGGCACGUUGUGGGUCGAUUCACCGCCGAAGACACGAGGGAAAUGCAGAGCUUCAACUUUGAACCAAAUGGCAUUUAUGCCAAGUUUAUUAAGGUGGGUAUGGGUUUUGAAAUUUUAAUUUUUUUUGGUUACUGUAAGAUCUGGAGUUUUUGUGGGCUACUGUAACAUGGGUUUGCUUAUUUUUAGGUUUUGAUUAGUCUUUAGGCUGAUGUUUUUACAAAAACACUAAUUUUGAUGUCCUACUAUACCUAAAAAUAUAUUUUUUACAUUUUUCAGCUAGACUUACUAUCCCAUUACGGUAGAGAACAUUACUGCACAUUGUCCACAAUACGAGUCUCAGGAAUGUCAAUGGUCGAUGAAUACGAAGCCGAAGCCAUCUCAGAACAAGUACAAACCCAACCCCAAAUCCCACCCCCAAAAGUAGAAAAAGAAGAACAGAAAGAAGAAGCAAAAGAAGAAAAAAUAGAAAAGAAAGAAGAAGAGAAAGCGGAAAAAGAAGAAACAACAGACAAAAAGAUCCUCGGAACGAUUGUUGGAACAUUAGGCAAACUCGGAGCAGUCUUUACCGGAGGGCACAAUUUGAAAAACGAAGAGCUGUGGCAGGAAAAGGACAGCAAAAUGUAGGUUUUGUUACCUAAAGUUUGAGGAAAUGGCCAUAACUUUGCUUUAAAGCUGAAAAAUUGCAAGAACUUUCUUUACAGAACCAAAAAUGGCAAAACUUUCUUUACAGAACCAAAAAUGUCAAGAACUUUCUUUACAACACAAAAAAUGGCAAGAACUUUCUUUACAGAACCAAAAAAUGGCAAGAACUUUCUUUACAAUAUGAAUAACGUCGAUUUUUUAAAAAAAUGUACUAAAUGCACCACUUUAUUAAUUUUUUUCCAGCUUAUCAACAAGAGCAUGCUUUUCUCAGUGCAAUACGAAACAACACAACUUCAACACAACUGACUAUCAAUGCUUUCUAUUUGGCACAAGAGCCAAUCUAAAAAAGCCUCAAAAAGCGGUACCAACAGUACCAAAAGCAAAAAUUCAAAAAGGAAUCACAAAAGCUCAAAAAACCUUACUUCGUGCCAUUUUGGUCAGUAAAACAUGCCCAACGGCUAUGAAUCGUCCGGUCGAACCGAAAAUAGUCGAUAAACCGGUCGAAAAGAAAUCGACCAAAAAUGACAGUGAAAAAGGACCAGACACUCAAUUGGUACCAGCAGAAACACAAAAGGAAAAGAAAGAAGAGAAAAUAGAAGUAAAAGAAGAUGAAAAAGCGAAGAAUGAGGGAAUUAGUACUGGUAAUGGCGCUGGUGUUACUACUAAUGGUGCUGCCGGUACUGGAGGUGCUCAAAUAGGUGGAGAUCAGACUGUUCAACAACAAUUUGUACCUAAAAGUGAGAUUCUUUACUUUUGAUGGGUAAAUUUGAACAAGGGAGCUUACUGUCGUAUAACUUGUCACCCGCAGACUGCACAAUAAGGAAAUAUUAUUUUUUAUAUGAAUAUUGGCAAGAACUUUCUUUACAAAACAAAAAAUGGCAAGAACUUUAUUUACAAAACAAAAAUGGGAAGAACUUUUUUUUACAAAACGAAAAAUGGCAAAAACUUUUUUUUACAAAACGAAAAAUGGCAAGAACUUUCUUUACAAAGCAAAAAAUUAAAAGAACUUUCUUUACAAAACAAACUUUAAUUGAAAAUCUUAUGAAAAUGUGCCGUUUUAGAUGUGAACUCUCUACCAGGCACCGCCUCAACCCACAAAGAAUCCGUCUUCAUGAAGUUGAACAAGCGUUUAUCAGCUCUAGAGCUGAACAUCUCACUAUCCACUGAGUACCUGAACGAACUGUCACGUCGUUACGUGGCACAUCAAGAAGAGUAUAACAAGCAACGUGAACGUGAUCAAGAAUUCCUGAAAGAGCUGGUCAAAAACGCCGGAAAACAGAUCAAAAUCACGUACGAAAGCCAGAUCUCGGACAUUAAACGCGAACUCGAGGACAUAACACGCAAGAUACGAAGCCUAAGCAGGGAAUACCGACAAUUCGAUAGCUAUUGCAAUAGGUUUUACAGUUUUAAAGCCGAUCCUUUCGAAAGAAGUCUGAGUGUACCGGAAAGAAACUGUGGCCAAGCAGAGGAGAAGAACGUGAGAAUGAUAACCAAUGUGAAGGAGGAAACAAUCGAGAAUGGCGUGGAAGUGAAGAAAAGCCUGGAAAUGGAAGAGACUUUCAUUGGGACUGAAGGGUGGGUUUUUUUUUAAAAUUAUUGUUUUGGGUGGGGGGGGGGCAAAAAAUUUUGAGGCAGGACAAAACAUUUUUUGGGGGGCUAGAAAAAAUGUGUUUUCAGUUUGAAGAAGAUGUUUUUUUGGGCGCGGUAAAAAAAAUUUUGGUAGGGGUAAAAAAAAAUUUUUUUUGGUGAGGGGGGGGCAAAUCAAAUUGUGGUUUGAAAAAAAUGCCCUUUGAACGAGUGAAAAAUGUUUUUUUUGGGCGGGGUAAAAAUAUUUUUAAGGGCAGGGUAAAAAAAGUUUUUUGAGCAUGGUAAAAUUUUUUUUUGGGCAGGGUAAAAAUACUUUUUAAUUUUAAGAAGUUUUGGUUAGCAUUACUAAUGCCUUAUACGACAUAUAAAGAAAGAUACCUCGAAGAAAAUUGAAGUAAAACCCCAACACUCGCAGUCAUUUGUUGGGUCGUUUUACAUCGAGGCAAAUAUUACAUAAGAAAAAGUUACGUAAUAUCGUUUUUGGCAAUUUCUCUAAGGCUAUUUUAGUUGUAUCAUUAGUAUUAGGUAACGAUACAUAUUUUGACAAACAUUAUUUAUGUUGUGAAGGCUGAUAAACCGUUGAUGAAAAAUCAUUGAUAUGCUUAGGCUUAGUGGGCUUAAGUUUAGUAGGCGUACGCUUAAUAGUCUUAGUAGACUUAGGUUUAAUAGACUUUGGUUUUGUAGGAUUGGCCUUAAUCUUAUUAAGCUUAUGCUUAAUAUUUGUAUGUUUAGUAGGCUCAGGAGAUUUAAGCUUAAGCGUAGCUGGCUUAGGCUUGAUCUUUGUAUGGUUAGACGUAGCAGGCAUAGGAUUUGUAGGCUCAGGCCGCGUAGGCUUACGAUUACUAGGCUUAGCUUCAAAAACUUAAACUUUAGCAGGCUUAAGUUCAGUAAGCCUAAAGGUUUUUAUAACUUUUUUAAAAUAUUUCUGAUUUUUAAAAUUUCAACUCUAAUUCUGUCAUUUUCAGACAAUGGUCGAACACAGAAGUCCUCAUUUUUGUCGCAUUCAUUCAACUCUUAACUAUCCUAACAGCCGUCAUCCUAGUCAUCUUGUACACUAAAUUCUACGCUAAAGAAUCCUUCUUGCCGUCGAAGAAGGAGCUACAAAAGAAGGAACGAACUCAGUCACCAUCAGUCGAAGAGAUUAGACGAAUGGUACAGGAAGAGGUGCGACGAUCAACUCCAGUCACGGUGCCAAGAAUGGACGAAAGGAAACGACUGAAAAGACCAAGCAGAUUCAGCGAAAGCGAGGACAUGGGUAAUAUGAUGGUCGGAAAUGAAGGAAAUGGUAGGUUCAGCUGGUUGAUUUUGAUUUUUUGAAGUUCAGGUAAUAAAAUAAGGGAAAAUUUAUUAAAAUUGGAAUUUUUAGAGGGUGGGGGGUUAAGUAAAAAAAAAUAAGUGGUAAAAAUGAAAUGUAAAGUGGAAGGGGGGGGGGACAUGAAAAAUGGAAUGUAGGAUUGAUGAGGUAGAGGGGGGGAGGGGGGGGUAAUUUUUUAUUUUUUAAAAUUCUUGUUGUUGUUCAGGCUUAAAAGGACGAUUUAAUGUUGUCUUAACUGUGUAGCUAAAAAAAUUUUAAACAUAGGCCGUAGCCUGCCAUGACAAAAAAAAACUUUUUUGUUAAAAAAUGCUUUUAUCUUUUGAAUUAUGGCUAUAUAAAGCUGGAAAUGUCAAUUUUAGUCAAUGUUUUUAUAUUGAAAAUGACUUUUUUUAAAUUUUUAAAUGGGAAAAAGAAAAAUAGGUAUCAAAUGACAGCUUGUAUGUACAUAGGUUUAUUGAUUAAAUCACUUAAAAAAUGAUUAAAACAUAGGCUUUUUUCUAAAAAAUAGAGAGAUUGAUUAAAAAUUAGGUUGUAGAUCAAUGUUCGACAUAGUAGAACAAGAACAUGUAUCAUAAUAUACAUGUUGCGGUGAAAUUGUAUAUCUUUAGGUAUAUUAAUAUAUAGUUAUAGAUAUAUUAUAGUAGGAAAAUGUUAGAUAUGAUAAAAGAACACAGUUGGUGGGUGAAGGGGAGUAUUCUUGAUUAGUAUGGAGUUCCAAAAGUCUUGUCGUUUUUGGUAUAAGUGGUGAAGGGUAGAAAGCGACAAGACUUUUGUGGCAGCGUAAUAUAAUACCAUAUUGACUAUGAUUAGUAUCUUUUGUUUGAAGAGUAUGAUGUUAGGUAUGGAUAUGAUAGUAUUGAUAAAGUAUGGUGUGAUAGUAUUGUUUAAAGAUAGUAUGAUAGUCGGUAUGGAUAGGAUAGUAUUGGUCAAGAAUGGUAUGAUAGUAGGUCUGGAUAGAAUAGUAUAGAUCUUGAAUGAUUGAAUAACAUUUUAUAUGCUUUGAAUGGUUACAAGGUUGAUUAGUAUUAAGUAUAUGAUAUAGAUGAUUGUUAGUGAUUACAAGAGACAAAUAUUAUUGAUUAAACAUUGAUUAAAGUGAUAAAGAUUAUUGAUUAAAUAUUGAUUAGUUAUAGUGAUAAAGAUCACAAAAAGUCAUCAGAAGACGAAUAGGUAUCAAAAAUAAGUUAGUACAUAGUCGUAUUCGUUGCUAUCAUACCCAAAAGCUUGAUAGCAAGCAUUGUCGUAGCCUCGUUCCUCUUCUCUCUUCUUGUUUCUCUUCUUCUUGAACCAGUAAACAUUGUUCUGAAGCCAGUGAACUAGAUUCAGAAUCUUGUAGGUCAGGGCUGUGGCCAUUUUGGCUUACUAUGGGUAGUAAGGAGCUUAGGGAGUUAGAUAAGAGUUUUUUUGGACAUAGUAAGGUAGUAGUUGGUCCUGAAAGUAGAGUAAAAUACAGUGGAAUUUCAGUACAACGAAUCGUUCGGAAAUUUAAAAUUGUUUGUUAUGAAGAAGUUUUGUUAUAGAGGAGUUUUACAUGUACUGUAGAGUGUUGGCCGGGGAUUUGAAAGUUGUUCGUUAUACGGGAUGUUUGUUGUAGAGGAGUUUGUUAUACAGGAGUUACACUGUAAGUUUUUAAUGGAACUCCUGUAUAACGAACUCUUCUAUAACGAAAAUUCUGUAUAACGAACAACUUUUGAAUCGCCGACCAAUACACUACACAGUGCAUUUAAGACUCCUCUAUACCGAAACUCCUUCAUAAUGAGCAAAUUUAGAAUUUUAGAGCAAUUUGUUAUAAAGGAGUUCUAAUGUAUUAUACUAAAAAACGGUUACGCAAAGUCUAACAAUGAUAUAGAAGAACGAAAUGAAAAAAAAAUGUACAUUAUUACUACUUAUAUACUCAUUUUUACCGUAAAUAUGGGUAGAAAGCUUAACUCUAUCGCUAGACAUAAAAAAUUUGUUUUUAUGACACCGUCGUGGCUUUCGACUUUUACCUCUACUUCUAGUCCUAGUUUUGCCCUUAUCCUAGAGGCUUUUAGUGGCUCUUUUAAGGAAAACUUUUGCUUUUCCUCCUCCCCUUUCUUUGCAACCUACUCUAAAAUAACCUGACUCUAGUCAUGGCUAUAGGUAUGAUUAUAAUACGCUUAAUAAAAAACUACUUUACCAGUCUAAUAUGACUUUUGAAUAAUAGGAAAAACUAACACGACAGAAUUCUUACAAAUCUGUCCAAUUAACACUUUUACUGAUCUUAAAUGAGCAUUCUUCAACAAUAACAAGCUUAUUUUGAUUGUUAAUUGCAAUAUUUGGGGAUUAAGGUCAUUUAUUAUGACUGUCAGGCUAAUUAGGGCAUUUUUAAUCGUAUUUGCCAACUAAAAAACUUUAAUUGGCUUUUGUCUUCUUUUCUGAUAUUUUGGCUAGCGGAAAAAUUAUGAAGACCAAACUUUUGGAUUAGAAAGUAACAUAAUAUGACAGUUUUUUGCGCUUCAGCCACUAAAAACCACUGUUUUCAGCACAUUCCCAACCCCACCAGACCAACCUAACCCCUCUACGUCAUCGUCGUCGCGCUACAAUUCAGCACGACGUAGGGUCAGAAGAGGAGCUGAUGGAAAUGCACGGCUCCACUCCAUCACUACAAGACUCAUCGUUGGCUGGCACAUCGAUAAGUUCUAGAAGAACCUCGAGUGAUUCAAUGAUGGAGAACAAUCUGAAAGCAAGCCCACGCAAGGAACAGUCUCCGCCAUGGUUGACGGUGCGCCAAGCCAAGUGGAAGAAGAACAAGAAAAGCAACAAGAAAAUGAGUUAG